Meloidogyne enterolobii is the source of this 502-nucleotide messenger RNA. Lineage: Eukaryota; Metazoa; Nematoda; Chromadorea; Rhabditida; Meloidogynidae. The record is from the annotation of a GenBank genome assembly.
UGUAUAUUUUUUUAUCUUUAUUUUCUUUUCAACAUUUUUCCAGCAAAAUAUGGUGAUGAUAAAUUACCGGGAUGGCAUAAGAGAAUGGCCUCCUCCAACUAUUCUUAUUUGGAAUAAAAUUUUUGGCGCUUCUCUAGCAGAAAGUUUGCUUCAAUAUAAAAAUGAUGGACAAUGUUUUUAUAAAUGCAUUUAUACAGAUAAUCGUUCUCUAGAACAAACAGCUUCAAUAUUAGUUUUCCAUAUUCGUGAUAAUCUUGAUAAAAUGCCAGAACAUCGAACACCUCAACAACUUUACACAUUUUUUAUUCUUGAAUCUCCGCCGCAUACUUGGGGACUAGGAAGGACAGUUCCUCCCGACUUUUUUAAUAUUUCAAUGACUUAUAGAGCAGAUAGUGAUGUAUAUUAUCCUUAUGAUAUGUUUGAGGAAUAUACUAAAAAAGAUUUGGAAAGUGGAUUAGUUACAUAUGAUCAGAUUUGGACUGAGAAUGAGGUGAAUAAUUGA